ACAGCUCCAGCUCCAAAUAGUGUAAUAAGCUCAAUAGCAGUGAAAUGUGUAGAUUUUGAUAACUUAUGGCAUACCAGGCAAGUCAAGCCAUUUACCCCUAGGGGAAAAGAUAAAUGUUACUCUAUGGACACGUUUUCUGGAGAAGCAGAUAAGGUAAGUCAAUUAGAUUUGUUUUAUGAAUAUUUGUCAUCAAUUUUUAAUUUAAUUAAAAAAGACUGUUUACAAUUUCAAAAGAAAUAAGAAAAUUUUAUAAUUACCUUGUUUUAUUUAAACUUGACUUAAAUUCUAUCCACAGAUGGAAAUUGAACAAAAACAUAUAGAUGCCAACCAGAUAGUCUUUUCACAGUUAGUUCCCCUUCCUAGAGAUGGAAUUCAGCUUGAUAUGUCUAGGUGGUUUCAAAACCUAAUAAGUGUUCUUGAUAUUAAUAUUGAAUACAACAGUGAAAACCCUUACCGUAAGUCCAUUUUUGUUGUUAUAAAUUCUGUGAAACGAAACAAAUUAUUUUUUUUGAUGUAAUCCAUGACAUUGCAAAUUCUUUCAUGUAAAUAUGUAUUGAAAUGUUACAUUAAAAACAUGUGUCCAUUAUUUUAAUACAAUGUUUAUAACUUUAUGCUGUAUGCUUUUUAAAUAGCUGAGCAUCAGAAACCUGAAUUGUUGGUGGAAGCUAAGCUGUUUUAUCGAGACAAAGAAGAUGAUGAAUCAGACUGGAAACUUCUGGCUGAAUCAACAGAGCGUAGGACAUUAAAUUGUGUUAUUGAAAAAGACAUUGUAAGUACUUAUGUAAUGUAGAGGUAUUUUUUGUUUUAAAACAUGUGUAUUUUAAGUAAGGCUUUACCAAAGUUUUACUAACAAGUUAUGGAUUAAAAUUCUAUUUUCAUUAAGGAUUUUCUUUUAAUAUUUUUGCAUUCUUCUUCUUCUUCUAUAUCUUAAGGGCCCACGAUCAAUUUAUUGAUCAUUUUGGCUCAUUUUGGAUCAUUUAGGCAUUAAUCACAAAAUCAACAGAAAAAAAUGGAAUGUUCUUUUUUCUCUCUUUCUCUCUCUUUAAAAUUUUUUUUUUUAAAUACAAAAUAUCUGUUUUAUAACUGCAUUUUCAUUGAUGCAUAUUUUAAAUAUAUUAUCCUUUCACUUUGAAAUCAAAUUUUAAACAAAUAACUUCAUUUUACAUAACCUUUUAAUUACAUUUAAAACAUAGUUUUUUUCUUCCAUUUCAGCGUGUUGAUGGAAGUUUAUAUCAUUGUGAAUUGCUCCCCUUUUUUGAGCUUGGCAGUGUUCAUUAUGACUACUACUUGAUUAAUAUCCGCCUACCAGUUAAUAAAAAAGACAAAACCAACCAGUUUGGCCAACUUGCAGACCUGUCUGUGAUUGUAAAAUGAUUUUUAUAUUUUUAUUCUUGAGUAAAGUGUUUAAGGGCCCAUCCAUAUAUUUCAAACCUUUAAAAAGUCACUUUUUCCAUUACCCCCCUCCUCUUUGCAUCUAUACAAAUUAGUAUUCCCCCUUCACCAGCACCUGUUUUUAUUAUAUUUAUAGACAAAUAUGAAGUACACAGUAACACAGCAAUUACAUGAUGUCACCGUAAAUCGUGUUAAGAAUAAUGCCACAGGUUUUCUCCACUGUUAAGCAUAGUGGAAACAAUCUUUGGUUCAGCCAAACAAAAUUUUAUUGAUCACAUACAUAGAAACAUACCAAGGAGAAUGGUGGACUGUUAAAAGUUGUCAGGCUCACUAGCUCAGGAAGGGGUGGGGGGUGGUCUGCCCUAGGCAGUACUUAUUUUCUAUAUUUUGGAAGGUUUUUUUUUUGUCAACUGCAGAAUUUUUAUGUUUGGGGAAUCUUGGUCCGCAGCACUAACCCUAGCCACAUCACUGACUAGGCUCUUUAUUACCACUGCAAUUUCUAGCAAGUUCACUUGAGAAAACAAAACAACAAUGUUACAGUAAUUAUAAAACAUUGUGGAGAUAUUAUAUAUCAUUGAAAAUAAUUCGAAAUCAUGGAUUUCACAGAUUUUUUGGUUACUUUGGCUUUUUUAGAGAUAUAAAUUGGCUAUUUAUGGACUGUCAGAACUUAAGUUUAGUUAUUGCAAUAUUUCUGAAAUAUAUAUAAAUUGUGGGAAAAAAAUAUAUAUGUAUGUGUAAAUUCCACUAAGGCGCACACCCCUCACCAUAUGCACCAGUACACAUAAGCUAAAAAUUAAAAACCCUUUACCCCCUCAGUAAUAUUUUGCUCUUUAAAAAAAUAAAUAUAAAUUAAAUUAAGCAUCUCUCACAAGUCUUAUUUAAAAAAUUACAAACAAAACAGGGCAAUAUUUUACAGUUAUGUGCACAAAGCCUUGUACUUUUGCCAUAAAUUAAAUCUAUCGGUUUGGACUCUGAUGUAUUUUGGGCCCUCUGCAUACUGUUGUGGUUGAUUUUAAGGUGUAAACAUUAAGUCUAUUUCCAGAACUGCUACAAAUGGAUUAGGCAGUUUUUAUUUAGAAUUUAAAAUUAUUAUUUUUUUAUUUUGUAAAUCAUCAUUGACAUUUUUACUUCCACUUCUUUCAUCUAUUAUAGUCUUAAUCAUAAUCUAAGCAGUUUUUUUUUGUUAUGAGCCUGAAAUUUUUACACUAAAGCCUACACUAUUACCAUUGCUCCAAGUUAUUCAAGAGUCUUGCAUUGUACAUUGUGAAAAAAAAUUGUUAUCCAUUCAAUUUAUUAAUGAAUUUAUUGAUUUAAUUUUCUGUAAUAUACAGAAAUCUAUAUCUUCAUAUUCUUAAUAAAACAACAAUGAUAUAAUAUUAUGGAGUGCAACCCUAGAAUAUUACUAUUGUCUAUACUUGCAUAAAUAUCUAGUGUGUAUUUUACAGGCAAUUUUCCAAAAUGGUGGCUUUACUAAAGUGUGGUUUUCAAUGAAGACUGUCUUUUUCCCAAUGGUUCUGGCAGUGUUAGUGUGGUUCUGGAUUCGAGUUAUGACCCAAGGGCGGGCAACAAAUUUGACAGAAAGGUAUUUGAUUUUUUUAAAGAAAAUGAGCAAAGUAACAUACACAUAAUUAAGUUUAGUUAUUUGAAAAUUUUGGUUUUAUUAAUGAUAUAGAUGUUUUUAUUGUAAUAGAAAAUCAAAGUUUUAUAUUAGACCUUAACAAUAAUGAUAAUCAUUCAUUGUAAAUAAGAGAAUAAAUACUUGUAUAAAUGGAUUUAACUGUAAAACAUUGUCUUAUGUUGGAACGGGUGAAGUGUGUAUAUUUUGGAGCGCUAACUUAGGAAAUUAGGAUCAAGUGAUGAUAUACAAGAGAUCAACCACCCAUGUCUUCCCCUUUUAUUUCAAUAAUUUUAUUCCAGAGGUUCUUGUCAAAAUACAUGCUACAUUUUUUUAAAAUAAAAAUUUUAAAAACAUUUCUUUAAAUACAAAAACUACAAAAAAAUAACAACUAGCUAUAGAUCGUUUAAUCUUGUUCGUUUUGUUUUGACCACUUCCAUUUAAUCAAACCAAACUCAUGCAGUAGGUAAGUCUACCGCUGAGCAGUUCAUAAUGCUUGAUUGUUGCAUAGUGGGUAAAAACUUUGUCUGGGAAUUAUUUUGUCUAUUGAAACUUUCACCUUGCUAGCCACUGGUCAUAUUAUAAUGACUAAAACAGCAACAAUAAAUGAAUAAAGCAGACCUGUUAACUCUUAUGAUUUUGGUGUACAAAUUACGAUUUUGAGAUGUCUUUUAUGAUUGUAUGCCACUACCUGACAACUACAAUUUUAAGAGACCGGGUUGAAAACAUACAUUCCGGUAAUUUUUUCUGAUAUAAAAAAUAUUUUAUAUAAUAAAAAGUACAUUUUCGGUUGUUAGUUUUAACUUGCAGCAGAAUUCUACGUCCAGCAUUGAAUGGAUAGAGAAAUGCAAUUAGUUUUGGACCAUCCACUAUAAUUAUAUUACGUGUGCCCUGAGAGGGAAAUAGAGUGGUGUUGAGGAGGGGCUCUAAAUUUUUAAGUCUAUAAAAUUACCACCACAUUUUUGUAAUGAUAGUGGUGAUAUUGCUUUGUGUUUUCAUAAUGAACUUGCUAGAUAUGCUCAGAUAAUACUAAGUUGUAGAGGUAUUACAGUCCUAGUGACAGUUUUAGUCAAUCUGGGGCAACCAUUAAGUAUGUACACACUGAGGGGGGAAGGGGGGGUUGUCAAUUUUUUUAGAUUUUGCAUAAGUGAGUAUUGUAGGGUGGGGGCUCAGCAGAAAGUACAUAAAUUAUUCAAACAUUUUACAAUGUUCAUCCUGAAAUUCCAAAAAUAACAUAUUUAUAUCUUGAAUGCUGUAAAAAUAUUAGGCAAUGUUUUGUAGGAAUUAUCUUCAUAAUGUUGCCAUGCAUUUUCACAAAUGAACUCGGUAGGUAUACUCAGAUAGUACUAAGUAAGGUAGAACAGUAAUAUUUAGUCCAUGUAUGUUCAAAGCCCAUGUGAUGUAUAUUUUGUUGAGCUAAGCCAGUGCUUCUAAAAUUUGUGUUUCCUGGCACCUGUGCCAAAUUUAGAUUUUCACCAGGCUGCCUGUGUUAAAUUCUAACAAGUACACUUUGAAAUAGAGAAUAAAAAAAUAAAAUAAAGGGUGGGUAAAAAUAAAUAAAACACAUAUCAGUUCACAUGAUCAAUUUUUCGAUCAUACUUUUGAUGCAAUUUGUGUAUGAAGCCUUGUCACAACUUUCACAAUACUAUUGAUCAAAUUCUCAUUUGUGUCCAAAAAAAGAAACCAUGCACAAAAUUGUGCGUUCAUAAAAAAAUUUGAUGAAAAUUUGAUAGUGUGAACUGAGCUUAAACGCCAUUUAGUUGCUGCAAACAGUAGUUACUUUACUAGGUUUAUGGCCGGGGGGGAGGGGGUUGUUUAGAAAAUGUGCCUUUUUUGUGUGUUGUUGUCGCAUAUGUACUAUACAGUUUGCCCCUCCUUGCAUUUGUUUACUUCGGUGAUGAUAAUGUUAUUUAGAGACAUAAUUAUUUCUUGCGGCAAGUGCAGAAACAGAAAAACUAGAGAAUGCAUUCUCAUCUGUUCUGCGCAGCAACAUUAGAUUUCGACAUAUUUUUAUACUAUCUGAGAGGGCCUUUGAAAUCUAUUUUAAGGGCUCACAAAACUGCGGUACGAUUUUAAAUACUCCCUUUUCCUUUCACCCAUUUACAGCUUGUGGUAGUUAUCAGAAUUUAAUUAUUAAUAUGGGAAAUAGGCCUAAUGGAUAUUGAUUUUUAUUUUGUUUAAAAUGGCUUUUCCUAAAAAAAAUAUCAAGUUAAUUGGUAGGUUUUUUAAAAUGAUGUCUUAAUUUGUUAAUUAAGUCUUAUUUUUAUAAAUUUUAUUUUAUGCUGAUCUGACUUCAGGUUUGAACCACAUAAAAUUUCAUCAGUAACUCUAUUUUUACCAGUGACAGACUGUGAUAAUGUGCAGGUUCACCUAAAUAUUAAUUAAUAUCCAUAGCAGAUACACGUCUGCAAAACAAAGUGACCGCAGAUAGCAAUAUAAACAUCAGUCAUGUACUUUUAGGAGUUACCCUUUUUAUGUCAGAUUAACUGGAUCCCACUAGGCACUUGAUUCGAGCAGUUAUUGUAUUCAUUAUAUAUACUAUAUCUUUUUUUAUUUUCAAUAAGAUACUAUAUAAACUAUAUUGUACAAUUUUGAGAUGAUACUGUACCAUUUUAGGAGUUAAGGGUAAACAGGUCUGCUACAGUUCUUUAUUUAAAUGAUCCUAUAUCAGCAACUAAAAGUCCAAAAAAAAGCAUACAUCAAUUCCACACUACACUAAGACUAAGAUGAAUCUCAACACACCGACUGCCACUGCAUCUUUCAAACUAUCACAAGAACUCAUAAUUCUAACUUGCUUCCCGUUUUCAUACAGCAUUUAUUCAACUUAAUUGUAAAGGAAUUUUACCUUCCCACCUAUCUGAUCACAAGACAAAGUACAUAACUCCCCAAUAAUUACAUUGCAUAAACAAACCAAAACAUGUUUACAAGCCCAUUCAUAAUAGCCCUAUCAGCUGAUAAAAGCAUGCACACUGAUGAAUGGAUAUGGUAUUGUGCUGUGAUUAUUGCAAACUGAGGAUAAACAAAAAUUUUGUACAAAACUGAGAAAAGGACAUGUUUUCCUCAUUUAUUUUUCCAGUAAGCAUCACAUGGUCACAUAAAUAUUUUAACUUGUUUCAAAAAUUAUGCCUAGCGUUAUAACCUAAUAGAAAAAACAGGAGUAUGAAUGCAACUUAAAGAUAUUGUACAAAUGUGUAAAUUUGAUCUCAUAAUAUUUUCAAAAAACAAAUGCAGGAAGUGAAGAGAAAAAUAUUACAAUAGAUCAAAACACUUAAUAAUAACUUUUGUCCUUAAAAAAAGCUUAAGUCAGCAUUUUAAAACUUAACAGAAUUUAUAAAACCUGACUUAAUUGUUAUGUGAUCCAUUUCAAAUAAAUGUAUUUAUAUUUCAGAACUAUCUUUUCACUUGGAAUAAUUUUGUCUAUCAUGAAUUGUAAGUUAUAUCCAGAAAUAUAUAUAGAUUUCGUGGUAGUUAGUGUUGAACCAGUUUAUCAGCAGAUAAUCUGUAAUCUACCAUUCUUCCGAUUAAUCAGCAUCCCUAGUGUCUUUAAUUUCAUUUUUUGGUGUGUUUAUUCCAGAUUUUUAAUUAAAUUUUAUCAUUGUUCAGUCAAUUUGACUUGUGACAACAUUAAUACUGGAAAAUGUUCUCUAUAGGUCCUAUUGAAUGGUUAACCUUAGCAGUGAACAUGCCAUUCAUGAUGCUUAUUAAUGAUAUUAGAGAUGGAGCUUUCUAUGCCAUGCUGCUUUCUUUCUGGCUCAUUUUUGUUGGGGAGCACAUGAUGGUUAGUAAUCUAGCAAAUAGUUUUUGCCUGUUAAGAUUUUCUUUUAAAAGUACUGUUAAAAAUGGCUUUUUUCCAUAGCCAUGUUUUCAUUAGAUGAGAACAAUAUUGUUUUGUGAUUUAAUGAGGAAAUUAUCAUCAAUAAAAGUGUUGCAUUACUCACAUCUUGACAUUUAAUUUGGUUUGAGGAUCGUAGGAAGGAUCUUAGUUAAGUGUUAAAUUUAAAUAUCAUCUGUUAUAAGAUAUGAUAUUGUAAUGAUCUAAAUAAAUGGAUAUUUUUUUUUUUUUUCAUUAACUGCACAAAUUUUUUUCAGUCUUGAAAAUCUUUGUUGGAGUUUUUUUUAGUUCUUUUGUUGUUGUUUCUUAAAAUUAGUCUGUAGCAAGACGUUUGUCCGAUAAUUGUGUAGUAUGAAUAACUUUUGAGUUCCCGAGGGUGAGUUGUAAUUUUGAACAGAGUCUUUGCUUUUUGUUUGAACAGAGUUCUUGUUGUUUUUUUCCAAGAUGAUGGAUACUCCUUUUGUAUGUAAGGGAUUUGUCUUUAUAAAUAAAUCUUGUGUUCACAUUUUAGGAUCAGGUUGAAAGAAAUAGAUUGUCUGCCUACUGGAAACAUCUCACCGUUGUUAUUCUUGCUUGUUUGGCACUGUUCAUUUUUGAGAUGUGUGAGCGGUAAGUUCUUUGUAUCUGUUGUUUUAAUUCCAUGUUAAAUCAUGCAUACUUUACUUUUUAAGUUUAAUAGUAAAAAUAAAUAAGUGAUUGGCAUGCAAAUUUUACAGUAUGUAGUUUUAAUAAAUAUGCAUUUUGAAAUCUUCCAGUGGAAGACAACUUGUCAACCCAUUUUACAGUAUCUGGUCCUCAGAAGUUGGGGGUGUAGCAGCUGUAUCCUUUUAUAUUAAUUUAUUUAAAAUUUAAUAGCAAAAAAAUUAACUGGUGCUUAUUAACUUUUCUUGAAAUUUAUGUUUGCAUUAUUUUCUACAUUAUAUAUGAUUAAUUUUGUAUGUCCUUGACUAUAAAGUUUGGUUUUAUCAUUACUGCUGGUAUUGCGGCUUGCUUGUACUUCAUUUUUCUCUGCUACCAAGUUUUUAAAGUCUUUAGGAACAUCAGCUCUAAACGAACAUCUUUACUUCACAUGAGUACCCUGAGACGCAAAUAUUAUUCUGUAAGAUAAUUUUUAUUUGAAAGAUCAGCUGCUUUUGUCUUUUUACUUACAUAUACUUAACCUCUGUAACUUAAUUUUUGAACAAUAUUUCCAAACUUAAUUUCUUACAAAAAAAUAGUUCUUAAUCUUAUAAAUAUAUCUAGACUUAAAAUUUUUAAAGAUAUAACAUUUUUAACAUUCCAAAUGUGAUUGCAGGGCCUUAUAUUUCGAUUCAAGUUUUUAAUGGUAGUCACUUUGCUGUGUGCGGCUCUGACAGUUAUCUUCUUUAUUAUCGGUCAGUUGAGUGAGGGCCAAUGGAAAUGGGGAGAUGUUGAUGUUAGCCUGGAAUACACCAGUGCUUUUCUAACUGGUAAGUGUCAAAUAAGUGAACCUUAAAAGAUGUCACUGCCACCUUCUUACUCCUGAUUUAUUAAUACAGUGAGUAAUUCAGCUUGACACUGACUUUAAAAAUGUAUAUGUUAAAGUUAAAUGUGUGCAGUGUUGUGGUGUCUGAGUUACAGCAAUAUGAGCCUUCCAGGCUUUAGACAAGUACACAAAUGAAUGUUAUUAAAUCUAGAUUUAAAUGUCUCAGUGAUUUCUUUUUAUUUUUAAACUGAGAAAAAAUAAAUUAAGUGAACAUUAUAUAAGUGUAAUUGAGGAAUAGUUUGCUGAAAGGAAAAGUAUGUUUUCUUCAUAACAAUGUAACCGUUAUUUUUGGAUACAUUAAGUCAAUUUGGUAAUAUGCACCAAAGUGUACUCUGGAGGAUUUGUGUUACUUAAUUGUUGUUACUUGAGUGUUUUUUUAAAGGUCCCCUGUGUUACGUUACGAUAGAUUAGUACUCCUACUAGGUCUGUGACUAGGGUAUGAUUUAAUCUACUAAUUAAAUAUUCUAAACUAAUCUCACUACACUAACAUUCAAUGGCACGCCUCUCACUUCUAUUAGUACUAUUACUAUACUAUGACUAAAAGAACACAAGUUGUUCAGCCCACGAAUAAUAAAUAUUUAAUUCCAAAAAAAAGAUUAACUACACACACAUUACAUAUAUUACACACACAUAAAGAAUAACUAGUAUACUCUCUAAUACUAUUAAAUACUAAGCACUUUGUUACGACUGGCUGUCUUGUCCUCUGUACCAGGUCAGGUCCUAAACACACACACACACACACAGCAGUCUUGUUUGUUUGACCGACCUCUCGCUGGUCACUCACACUGCGAUGUCUCUGGUCACUGCAUGGUCUGGGACGAAAUAGGUGGAGACUCUACACACUCUAAUGGGGGCACACACGGCCUGGGCAGGAGUCCUUGUUUAUCUCUCGUAGGCCUAACCUACACUUGGAUUCUUUAAUUAGGAUCUCAGCAUUAGCCUGACCCUAACCUACUGACUCCUAUUAACUCAACUAACUAUAACUGACUGGCCUAUACUAUACUGACUGUAUAUUAAACUCAACUGUACUGGACUGUACUGAACUAUACUUAACUCUACUAUACUGAUACUGGCUGUAAAUGAGAAUAAUAAUGCAACACAUAACUAAGAAAUGCAAAUCACAUCAUUACUCAUUAUUAAUAAUUAAUCAUAAGCUAACAAUAACUACAAUCUUAACAUUUCUAUAUAAAAACUACAAACACAUGAAAAUUAACAAUACCAACCAGGCUCUGCUGCCAAAUUACAGGUAAAAAUAAAAAGAGGGCUGGUAGAGUCAUGCACUCCCUUUUUAUACGGUAUCUGUGGCAUCAGCUUGGGUACGCCUUGACCAGAACGCGCAUUGUUUAAGCUGGGUCACUGUCAAGGUGACAAAGUUAAUUUCCAUUGUUCAUUGUUAUGAAUGUUCGGCCCAGCCUAAGUAAUCUCACGUGGGGUAGGGAUGGAGAGAGUGUGAGGCAGCGGGUCUCAAAAAAUUAUUUUCAAAGUUUUGUACAAUUGUUCUCUUAACAAUUAAUAUUAAUUCUGUGAGCUAUGUAUACAUAAUAGUAAUAUAUUGAUUUUUAAAAAUCUAUACAUUUGUUCUGUAAAUAAUAUUGACAAAAGAAUUGUUGUUUUUUGUUACCUUUGUUUUUGGAGGGUUUUACAUUAUUUUGUUAGUUCCAAAACUGUUAAAGAUUUCAGAAAAUCUGAAGGCUCUCAUUGCGCUAAAAUCAUGCAAAUUUCCUUAGCUUUCCUGGCCGAUUCACUGGAUAACAAUUAAAAUUAUAUUUUUUGAAUACAUAAUAGGUGCUUGUUCUCUUUAAAAAGACCCAAAAAAAUACAAGUUAUGAAGAUGAUCCUUGUAGCCAUUGGUUAUUUAAAUGAUUAUUUAAAACAAAACUAGUAAUCGGUAUUGACUGCUUCUGGCAGAAGAAGAAAUAUUAAACCAAAUGUUCCUUUAUUGUUCAAAUUUUAUUACUUAAUUUUAUAAGUAGUUUAAACAUCCCAGAGAUUUAACUAAAAUUCAUAAAAAUUUCAGGUGUUUAUGGUUUGUGGAAUGUCUAUGUUAUUGCACUUCUCAGUUUGUAUGCCCCAUCACACAAGAAAUUCAUUUCUGACACAGGUAAGCCAAACAUUCAAUAAUGUUUUGUGUCUUAAUUCAUGGAUCUGUGUUUGCUUUAUAUUUAUAAUUUUUCUCAUGCAUGAAAAUUCAAGUAAUCAAAAUACAUGAUGAACAUAAUUCAAUUUUAUAGUUUUGAAAUAAAACAAUUAGAAAAUUACCCAAAUUUAGACUUAAAUAUUUCAGAAAGUGGGAGUUUCUUACGAAUUAUAUUCCUAAAAUAUUAUGGAUAAAGAUAAAUUUUAUAUUUUUUGGGUGAUCAUAAUAGGUUAAUAGUGGACAUAUUCCAGUGUUAUAAAAAAAAAUGGACCAAAGCAAAGAUCCAUUAAUUUAAUUAUAAAAAUGCCUUUGUCUUUAUAAUAGUAAUAAUAUUAAAGAAUUUUUAUGUCUGCAUUUAACUUCUGUUGCAAUGUUAAGCACAUUUACACAACAGUUAAUAUUCACAUAUCCAUCAACACUGAUUCUUAAAAUUUUGAAAGCCCUUUCAAAAUAAAUUCCUCCAGUCUUUAGGUAGUCCAACUUGAGCAAAAACAGCCUUUGGUGUUGCUUUUUUUUUUGUUACUGUUUUUCACCGACUUCUAGUGGUACUUUAUAAAAAACAUAAUUAUAGGCAAUUAAAGUAUAUAAAGUGGCAUCCGUUAUCUUGCCAAAUAACUUUACAUCUUACAUCAAUACCAAUAAAUUUUACUAAAUCUUGAAACUUUGAUAAUGCAUAUCUACUAUAAUUUCACAGAUGACACUGAUACUAACAGCAGAGAGGAAGAGGUGCAACUGACACAAAUGCCAUCUGAGUCAUCAAACAUCACUAAUUUCAUUUCAAAACCAGCUACAGAUUAAAAGUUUCACUAACUUUUCUUUAAAAUUCUGCAAUGACAAGAUUCAGUUAUUUUUAAAAGUAUGGUACUUAAAUGUUUAUGAACGUGAAUAUUUAAAUAUACUUUAUUGUUCAUAUUGUGAAUACAUUUUUUUUUUAAUCUUACAGUUAAAAAUUAUGCUUUGGAUUUUGCACUGUACUGUUACACAUAAGAACAGACCUUUUUACUCUUACGAUUUUGGCGUACAAUGUAUGAUUUUGAUAUGUCUUUUACGAAUGUACGGCGAAACCUGUCAUACCUGCGAUUUUAAGAGACCGGGUUAAAAAUAUAUACAUUCCGGUAGUUUAAAAAAAAAAAAAUAAUAAUUAAUUAAAAAGUACAUUUUCUGUUGUUACUUUUAAUUUGCAUUCUACAUCCAGCAGUGAAUGGAUCUAAAUAUACGAUUGGCUGGAGACUAUCUAUAAUUAUAUUAGAUUUGCCCUGAAAGGCAAAAGGAGUGGUAUUGAUUUAAGAUAUUUUGUGUACAAAAAAAAAAAAAUUUGUGGUGUGGGGGACGGCGGAAUGAGCGUUAUUAAAAAAACUUACAAUAUUUGUCCCGAACCCCUGAAGUCUAAAAAUGCUGUAAAAAUAUCGAUCAAUAUUUUUUAGGAAUUAUAGUCAUAAUGUUGCCAUGUUUUUUCACAAAUGUACUCACUAGAUAUCGCUCUGAUAGUUCUAAGUAGUAGAGGUAUUUUACAGUAAUAUUUAGUCCACCGUCUGUUCAACAUGUGAUGUAUAUUAUGUUGGGCUUUACCAGUGGUUCUAAAAAAAAAAUUUUUUACCGGUGCCUAUGCCAAAUUUAGGUUUUCACCAGGCUCUCUGUGUGAAAUUCAAACGAGGACACUUCAAAAUAGCGAAUAUGUAAACAAAAUAAAAUAAAGGGUUGGGUAAAACUAAAUAUAAUAUGUAUUUAGGUCUCUAAGCGCCAUCUAGUAACUGCAAACGGUAGUUACCCAAGGGAGCUACUGUUGGCACCACGAUCGAAAGUUGUCACAUUGGAUUAAAAGUGGAAAUAAAAUUAUCAAAAUUUUGUAAUAUUUGGCAACGCCCCUGUGAGUAAACCACAGCAACCUACAUAGAAAAAUGUGCACCCCGACCCAGGCUGACCAGUAAAGCAACAAUUUAUUUCACCCUCUGUCUUUGAGAAGUAAAUGGGAUUUUAUAGUUUAAUCUACUUUGAAGGUCCUUUCCAAAGAUGAUUUUGUAGCUCCCUGCUUUCGGCGCCUAUUGCUCUACGACCCAUUCUCAUGGCCCUGCCCAAGGGCAAUGAGCACCCAGGGUGAUGCAGCAUGAAUACUGCGAACGCUGGGCUUGCCGAAUCCCCAGUGGUGAAAACCUGUGUCACAUUUUGUUUUCUGUAACAUCAUUAAUAUAUAAAGAUUAUUGGAUUUUUUAAUUAUUUUUUUUUCCCAAAGCUCCUUGUAACAAUGCAAGUGGAGGGGAGUCGUUAAAAAAGUGCGAGUGCAAAAAAAAUGAGGUGGG
Molecule: messenger RNA, 12777 nt
Organism: Lymnaea stagnalis (great pond snail)
Lineage: Eukaryota; Metazoa; Mollusca; Gastropoda; Lymnaeidae
Source: the annotation of a GenBank genome assembly